AGAAUAUUGAAUUUUUAGCUAAAGGAGGAUUUGGAAAAGUUUAUACAAUUCGGACGCGCGGUGAGAUCAUUGAUUGGAACGUUACAAAGAACGAUUUCGUGCGACAACCUAAAAAGGUAGUACUUAAAGUUUUUGACGGAGAUGACCUUCCUAGAAAUGAAUCUUUUCAAGAAAACCAAUGUGGAGACCUGUCUUUAGCUUCCAACAUUGUAUGCGGUCUUCGACCUUCUGUGAUUCCUGGAACGCCAAAAACAUAUGCAGAUUUGAUGUACAGUACAAAUGUUGGGCUAAUGCUCGCCGUGAACGCAUUUCCGCGAGGGAUGCUGCCCAAAUUCUCCGAGC
Messenger RNA from Racocetra persica, 342 nucleotides. The record is from the annotation of a GenBank genome assembly. Lineage: Eukaryota; Fungi; Glomeromycota; Glomeromycetes; Diversisporales; Gigasporaceae.